Messenger RNA from Clunio marinus, 456 nucleotides. The record is from the annotation of a GenBank genome assembly. NCBI's taxonomy places the organism in Eukaryota, Metazoa, Arthropoda, Insecta, Diptera, Chironomidae.
AUGCAAUUAAUGAUUAAACAAAAUAUACAAAAAUAUGUGAAAUUUCUUGCAGGUUCUUCAUACAAUAAUUAUUUAAAAUGUAACAUUUGUGAAAAAGAACAGAAACUACAACUGAAUCUUGUUAAAAUUAAAUGUCUGUCGCCUCAGCCUCAAAAAUAUCUUGGUGCAAACUAUGUUUUGAUAUCAAAAUCCAAUUUCAGUCGCCAGCAUAUUUUGUUGGAUCUUCAACAACAAGAGCGCAAUGAAUUGUCAUUAAAAAGAUUUUUAAAACUGGAGCAAGAAUUUCGUAGGAUUCAUGAUAAUGCGAAGAAACGAAAGCAACGAAAGCAAAAAAAAAUUCUUUCAAAAUCCGAAUUGAAGCAAAAAUCGUUUCAUUUCUUUAAUGUUUCCUUUUAUUCUCAAUGUGCUGUUUGUGAUGUUGAAAAGAAAAGACAUGCGCUAAGGAAAAUGUGUUGA